Messenger RNA from Anguilla anguilla (European eel), 4243 nucleotides. RefSeq names its product protein tyrosine phosphatase non-receptor type 4a (gene ptpn4a). The transcript has 27 exons. The coding region runs from base 475 to 3261 and encodes 928 amino acids. Gene Ontology annotation, cellular component: cytoplasm; cytoskeleton; cytoplasmic side of plasma membrane. Lineage: Eukaryota; Metazoa; Chordata; Actinopteri; Anguilliformes; Anguillidae. Gene Ontology annotation, biological process: protein dephosphorylation. The record is from RefSeq and is a predicted model, not a curated record. Gene Ontology annotation, molecular function: protein tyrosine phosphatase activity; cytoskeletal protein binding.
GCCAUGUUACGUUGCUAUGCUGCUGCUCCCGCUGCUGCUGCAGCGAACCAAGCGAAGAGCCACAACUGAGCAACCGGGCAGCCUCAGUGAGCGAGCGCACGGUGACCACCGAGAGGAAAAGGCUUAACUUUUUUGGUUUAUCCAAACGUUAUUUGCUUCAAUAUUAUCAGUUAUAAAGGAUUGCGAAUAUUUACUGCUCGGUUUGGGAUGACCGAGGGCACGCUGUAGCUGGUGCUUUCUCUCCCCUGUGUGGAUUAUUGUUCGCCGUGCUGAAGAAGCAGGAGGCCCCGCGGUGAAUGUGUGUGUGCAGGCUCGGGGAUGAUAAUGAUGAGGUUUCAGUGGGGCUGCAGCGGGUGAAUUGAACUGGGCUUUUAUGUUCUUCUCCUCUUUGAUUCCCCUUACCUUAAUAAAAAUUAAUUCCCCAAAAAACUGGACCCUCCUGGAGCUGUUUAUGAAGACUUUGUGUGGACAGUAAUGAGCGCACGCUUCCGAUUGCCUGCUGGCAGAUCCUACAAUGUCCGAGCGUCGGAGCUGGCACGAGACAGACAGCACACAGAGGUGGUCUGUAACGUACUUCUGCUGGACAACACUGUUCAAGCCUUCAAAGUUAACAAGCACGAUCAAGGACAGGUCCUGCUGGAUGUAGUCUUCAAACACCUGGAGCUGACGGAGAGGGACUACUUUGGGCUGCAGCUUGCCGACGAUUCCUCUGAUAGUCCGAGGUGGCUGGAUCCAAACAAACCCAUUAGAAAACAAUUAAAAAGAGGAUCUCCUCACAAUUUGAAUUUCAGAGUCAAAUUUUUCGUUAGCGAUCCGAAUAAGCUUCAGGAAGAUUACACAAGGUACCAGUAUUUCCUGCAGAUCAAACAGGACGUUCUCAGUGGAAGGCUGCCUUGCGCCCACAACACUGCCGCCCUGCUGGCCUCGUUUGCAGUUCAGUCCGAGCUGGGAGACUACAGCCAUUCGGAGCACCUGCCCGGCUACCUCUCCGAGUUCUGCUUCCUCCACAACCCGCCCCAGGACUUCGAGAAGGAGAUCGCCAAGCACCAUCAGCAGCACACCGGACUGUCCCCCGCCCAGGCCGAGUUCAGCUACCUUAACGCCGCACGCACGUUGGAGCUCUACGGAGUCGAGUUGCACUAUGCAAGGGAUCAAAGUAACACGGAGAUUUUAAUCGGGGUGACGUCGGCAGGGAUCGUCGUUUAUAAGAACAGGGUUCGAAUCAACUGCUUUCCAUGGUUGAAGAUUGUAAAAAUAUCUUUUAAAUGUAAACAGUUUUUUGUUCAGCUCCGAAGAGAAUUGCUUGAGACCCGGGAGACGCUGCUGGGGUUCAACAUGGUGAACUACCGGGCCUGUAAGAACCUGUGGAAGGCGUGUGUGGAGCACCACACCUUCUUCCGCCUGGACCGCCCCCUCCCCCCGCAGAAGAACUUCUUCGCGCAUUACUUCACCCUGGGUUCCAAGUUCCGCUACUGUGGAAGGACGGAGGUGCAGUCUGUGCAGUAUGGAAAGGAGAAGGGGAUCAAAGACCGGGCGUUCGCCAGGUCUCCCAGCAAGCCCCUGGCCCGGAAGCUGAUCAGCGGGACGGACUGGGAAUCCGUCAGCCGCAAUUCCCUGUCGGACGAGCGGCUGGAGACCCAGAGCCUUCCCACCCGCUCCCCGCCCGGCACCCCCAACCACCGGAACUCCAUGUUUGCACAAGAGGGGACCCGCCUGCGACCGUCUUCCGUCGGACACCUGGUGGACCACGUGAUCCACACCUCGCCCGGGCAGGUCUUCGCCAACCACAAGUCGGCCUCCUCCACCCAGGCCAACAGCAUCAGCUUGGACUCGUCACCGUCUCCGGAUGGUACCAUCGAUGGGCAGCCUCCCGCUCUGCCGCCCAAACAGUCCCGGAAGACCGUGUACAGCCAGAUCAUCCAGUCCCACUCCCAGCAGGAGCUGGACAACCACGUCAACGAGAUGUACGACGUCCCGGCCUCGGACAAGUCCAUGCUGAACGGGGUCGUUCCUCACGACAACCUGGUCUUGAUCAAAAUGAGGCCUGACGAAAACGGGCGAUUCGGCUUCAACGUGAAGGGCGGCGCCGAUCAGAAGAUGCCUGUCAUCGUGUCGCGGGUGGCUCCCGGAACGUCGGCUGACCUGUGCGUGCCUCGUCUGAACGAGGGGGACCAGGUGGUGCUGAUCAAUGGCCGGGACAUCUCGGAGCACACCCACGACCAGGUGGUCAUGUUCAUCAAGGCCAGCUGCGAGAGCCACUCCGGGGAGCUCAUCCUGCUGGUCCGGCCCAAUGCCAUCUACGACGUGGUGGAGGAGAAGCUGGAGACGGAGCCGGACUUCCAGUACAUCCCGGAGAAGUCCCCGGUGGACCCGUCCCAGCUGGACGAGGACGCCUGGAGGGGGGCCAUGCAGCAGCUGAAGGAGGGUCUGAGCAGCGGCGGGCUUCUGGCUCAGUUUGACCAACUGUACCGGAAAAGGCCUGGAAUGACCAUGUCGUGUGCCAAAUUACCUCAGAACAUUUCCAAAAACCGAUACAGAGACAUCUCACCUUAUGACGCAACGCGUGUUAUUUUGAAGGGCGCGGACGACUACAUCAAUGCAAAUUACAUCAAUAUGGAGAUCCCUGCUUCCAGCCUGAUUAACCGCUACAUCGCCUGCCAGGGGCCACUGCCCAACACCUGCCCAGACUUCUGGCAGAUGACCUGGGAGCAGGGCUCCUCCAUGGUGGUCAUGCUCACCACCCAAGUGGAGCGAGGACGGGUGAAGUGUCAUCAGUACUGGCCCAACCCCUCGGUCACUUGCACCUACGGAAACUUCCAGGUGGCCUGUCUGUCUGAAGAAGGGAACUCUGCAUUUCUCGUCAGGGACAUGACUCUGACCAACCUGGAAACCACGGAGAGCCGGCAGCUGACCCAGAUCCAGUACCUGGCGUGGCCCGACCACGGAGUGCCGGACGACUCCACCGACUUCCUGGAUUUCGUCAGCCUGGUGCGCGGCAAGAGGGCCGGCAAGGAUGAGCCGGUGGUGGUACACUGCAGCGCCGGGAUUGGCCGGACCGGAGUGCUGAUCACCAUGGAAACAGCAAUGUGUUUGAUUGAAUGCAAUCAGCCCGUGUACCCGUUGGACAUCGUGAGGACGAUGCGAGACCAGAGGGCCAUGAUGAUUCAGACCCCCAGCCAGUACAGGUUUGUGUGCGAAGCCAUCCUGAAGGUGUACGAGGAAGGCCUGGUGAAGCCCCUGAAGUCCGCCCUGUACGAGUAGAGACCGGGAAGCACGGCGACUCCCGCGACCGCGACGGGCGGGAAGACGGGGGCUUCGAGGCCGCCGGGCCUGGACUUCGGGACGACCGCGUCCGGGCGUCGCCACGCCACGCCACGCCACGUCACAGCCCCGCCCCGUCGUCGUCGUCCUCCUCUCCUCCUCUCUCCCGCCACUCGCCAACGGGACGCCGAGCGGAAUCUUAAGGAGCUUCCGACGUUUCGGAGAGAACCGCACUGCUGCACUUUAUGUUGACGAGAAAAAAAAAAAAAGAAAGAAACUAAAAGAUGCAUUCAAAAACGGAAAGAAAGAAAAAAAUCCAUCGAUGACAAAACGAAUAGGAACUGGUUAGGGGGACAGCUUGUGUUCAGGGUCAAGAGAAGUGUGAAAACAGAGAUUGCUGUAGUGCCAUAACUAAGAAGGGCAGACCUUCACAGUCAAAAACGUUUCUGAUUCUUUCCAGUUGCCCAACCCCCCCCCUCCUCCGGUUUCGGUUUCCACACAGAUCCACGAGACGGACAUGGUCCUUCGCCCGCGUGGUCCACCUCAGUGAACAGCAGCUCUUUUUAAAGCGUAUUUAUUGUUUUAGGUUCAUGUUAAUGUCUAUGCCCCCCCUGUGUUGACUAUGGAUUCCGUUUCUGUCAUCUAGGUGUCCCUCCGCAACAGAAUUUCUUAAGUUAGUGAUGAUCCUGGCGGUGUUGUUUUUAAUGGAGGAUCCCGCUUGCUCUCUUUUGAACGGCACUUCCGUGGUAGACCGGUACUGUAGAGCGCUUUGAGUGGCGCGUGCUGUUAAUCAGUGUCCUCUCUCUCAGUGGGCUCUCAGAGAUCCCUCUCGCCGUCGGCAGUGCUCGCUCUGCUCGAAUCGGGUGAACGUUCUGCCUGUCUCUGUGCAUUUUUCCUUCUUAAGUGUGUCUGUGGUUCCAAACUCCCAAGAUGUCUGGUGCAGGAGACACUAGUUGCUCGCUGUAUCGAAGCCUCUUGCAUU